AAAGCAUACACUAGUAUCUCUUCUUCAUCCUUCUAUCAUUUCCCCCAAUUCAUUCUCACUCUUCACACCUACUGCCCACCCCACAGGGGCCCACACUAAUCUCUCUCCCUCCUCUCUCUGCAUCUCUCUCUCAAUUCACAGCAAUGCCAGCUUCCACAUCAGAGACGAGGAACAGAUGGAAGAAGCGCAAGCGAGACUCGCUAGUCUCGCGAAAAUCGAAUUCGCAACCCGAAGACGAGCCCGAGGAGGAAGAAGACGAAGAAAUCGACCCCGAAUUGGACGAGAACCACCCGAACCCAAACCCUAACAGUCAAUUGAGUCGAAAACCAGUUGCUCUGGUGCCACCUGAGGUGUUAUCGGAGUCUGCGAUUCGAGUAUCGGAGUUUCCGCCUGUGGUGAGGCACAAGGUGCAGAGGCCUCACGCGUCGGUGGUGGCAAUUUUGGGGUUGGAGAGAGGGAAUGAGAGCUGUAGGCAGAAUUGCGUAAGUUUGGAGAAUGUUUCGUAUGGGCAGUUGCAGGCUUUGUCGGCGAUGACUAAGGAGAGUUUGGUUGAUUCGGAGAAAGGGGAGGGAUCUGUUGUGAUUACGCCUCCCAAGAUUAUGGAGGGGAGAGGGGUUGUUAAACGGUUCGGGCUUGGGAGGGUUCUUGUGGUGCCUAUGCACGCAGACUGGUUUUCCCCUAGUACGGUGCACAGAUUAGAGCGACAGGUUGUGCCACAAUAUUUCUCUGGGAAGUCAGUGGACCGGACACCUGAAAAGUAUAUGGAAUGCCGAAACUAUAUUGUUGCCAAGUACAUGGAAUACCCAGAUAGGAGAUUGUCGGUGUCUGAUUGUGAUGGGUUGGUAGCUGGUGCUGACAGUGAUGACAUGGCUCGAAUUUACCGCUUUCUUGAUCACUGGGGUAUAAUUAAUUACUGUGUUCCUGCUCUGAAUCGUGAAACACAGAAUGAUACCCUUUGCCUUAAUGAGGAAACAAAUGGGGAACUUCGUGUGCCAUUGAAUCAUCUAAAAUCCAUUGAUAGCUUAAUCCAAUUUGAUAAGCCCAGAUGUCAACUGCGUGCAGCAGAUGUGAAUUCAGAACUAGGAAGUCAUGUUCAUGGCGACUCCGACUUGGAUGACAAAAUACGAGAACGAUUAUCAGAAAAUAGGUGCAGUUGCUGUUCUCGGCCUCUUCCAAUCAUUUAUUAUCAAUCACAGAAAGAGGUUGAUGUACUAUUGUGCAUGGAGUGCUUCCAUGAAGGAAGAUUUGUGGCUGGUCACUCAAGCCUGGAUUUUACUAGGUUUGAUUCUGGUAACGAUUAUGGAGAUCCUGAUGGAGUGAAUUGGUCUGAUCAGGAAACCCUACUGCUUCUUGAGGCAAUGGAAAUUUAUGGUGAAAACUGGAAUGAAAUUGCAGAGCAUGUUAAAACAAAGUCAAAAGCACAAUGCAUCCUUCACUUUCUGCGCAUGCCCAUGGAUGAUUCCUCAAUGGAAAACGUUGAAGUACCGCAGAAUCCAAGUUCUGUGAAAUUGCCGAAUGAUGAGGGUGACAGACCACAUCUGAACUCAAAUGGCCACCCUGCAGGAUCUAGUGUACAAGUCCCUAAUGCUGAGAGCCGAGUUCCCUUUGCAAACUAUGCAAAUCCUGUAAUGGCCCUGGUUGCCUUUCUAGCCUCUGCAGUCGGACCAAGAGUUGCUGCAGCCUGCGCUCAUGCCUCCUUGGCAGAACUUUCAAAAGAUGAAGAGACUUCUGCUUCUGGUCAUAGUAAUAUCACAAACUCAAGUCAACUAAAAGAGGGUAUUCUGUUAUCUGAUGCAAAACUCAGAGCUGCUUCCAAAGCAGGUCUAUCUGCUGCAGCAACAAAGGCAAAGCUAUUCGCCGAUCACGAAGAGCGCGAAAUUCAAAGGCUUUCUGCUAAUAUCAUAAAUCAUCAGUUAAAAAGGUUGGAACUCAAGCUAAAGCAAUUUACAGAAGUGGAGACCAUGCUAAUGAAAGAAUGUGAACAAGUGGAGAGAGUAAAGCAGAGAAUUGCUGCUGAAAGGGCUGCUUUUAUCUCAACACAUUUUGGAUCAGGAGGUGGUGUGUCUCGACCUACAAGUCUAUCAGCAAUUAGUCCUGCCAUGAUUCAGAAUAAUGCUGGAAAUACGAGGCAACAAAUCGUCUCAGACGGGCCUUCACAGCCAUAUAUGGGUUAUACCAAUAGUCGACCUGUCCAUCCUCAUGUAUCACCCAUGUCGCAGCAGCAGACAUAUGGACUUGGCCCCAGGAUGCCCCUCUCAGCCAUAAAUCCGUCUUCGGCUUCUCCUAAUAGCACAACUCGCCCAAUGUCAAGACCUGUAUCAGGGGCUAGAUCUGGUUUAGAUUAAGACAAGUGAUUGAAUAGUAUGGGAUUGGGAAGUCCAACUUGAUAUAAGCAGGCCGCAUGUCUGCCCCAAGACAACGAGAAACUGAAUGGCGUGGUUCACAGUAUGCAGCAAUAGCAGCUGGUCUUGUUAGAGUCCCCAGGCGCAAACAUUUGUUAAAAGCAAGGUUCAGUUGGUCAUUAGUCAAUUUAUUUUCCAAUUGAACUUAUCUGUAGUUGUAUUUAUAGUUCCCGAGUAGUUUAACAUUAUAAUUUGAAAUUCUGUGUCAUUCUGUAUAGGAAACAAGCUAGUUUUAAAUGGCCGUGGAAUAGUCUUUACUUUCCCCCCUCUGAGAUUUAGGAAAAGUUAUAUUAUGGGAGUAUUACAUGUUAGUUAUUAGUUCAUGUGCAAGUGAUAAAAUUGUCUUGAAUAUCUAGAAAAUAGGUGUUCACAUUUGUUGAAUAUUUUAUCAUCGAUACAUGUUUAAGUAGAUUUAGAUGAUAGUUUUUAGUUUUGUUGAAUUGAUAAAACUGAAUAAAGAAGACUUGUGUUGAGAUGGUUUA
This is a messenger RNA of Daucus carota subsp. sativus, 2884 nucleotides long. Its product is annotated as SWI/SNF complex subunit SWI3C. Gene Ontology annotation, molecular function: zinc ion binding; protein binding. Bases 144 to 2345 code for a protein of 733 amino acids. NCBI's taxonomy places the organism in Eukaryota, Viridiplantae, Streptophyta, Magnoliopsida, Apiales, Apiaceae. The transcript has 8 exons. The record is from RefSeq and is a predicted model, not a curated record.